This is a messenger RNA of Osmia bicornis bicornis, 2298 nucleotides long. RefSeq lists its product as uncharacterized. The record is from RefSeq and is a predicted model, not a curated record. The transcript is spliced from 2 exons. Lineage: Eukaryota; Metazoa; Arthropoda; Insecta; Hymenoptera; Megachilidae. Gene Ontology annotation, molecular function: catalytic activity. The coding region runs from base 1 to 2298 and encodes 765 amino acids.
AUGGCCACAUACGAAGGUCAAUUAGAUGGCUUAACAGCCGGAAUCACGUCGUCACGCAAGCCCAUAAUAAUAUCCGGGGAUUUUAACGCGCGCUCAGUACAAUGGGGUUCGGAUCGUACCGAUGCGCGCGGGUAUAGAUUGCUUCGCGUCUUCGAGCAGACGGGUCUAAUACCCGUAAACAGCAAAGGAGGCCCCUCAUUCGUCAGAAAUCACCAACAAUCGCGGAUAGAUGCAAUGGCGUGUAGUCGUACCUUAAGAUCUCGUCUAAAGAACUCAUUCGUGUCCAGUAAAUACACCGGUUCUGAUCACAACUAUCUAUUACAUCGUUUUUCCGCGACAAACACCUUCGAGUCCUCCUCAAUGAAUUCAGCCUGGAAUACACAGUAUGGCCCUCCCGACAAAGAAGCGUGGAUUUCAAUAAUUAAGAGCAAUCUGUCCCUUCCACCGGAAACUGAACUCUGGAUUCGCGAACAACCAAUUUUCGUAUUUGAUAAUACCGCUAGUAUAGAUGCCGCCAUCGCAGAACUAGAAUCGUGGUAUGACACGGCGCGAAUACCAAAAUCCAACAAUUCCACCAGGAAGCGAAGGUACGUGACCUGGUGGAAUAAAGAAAUAUCAAAACUAAGAUUGAACGCCGCGAGGUCGCAAGCAAAAUGGCGUCGUACCGUCACCCGUAUGUCGAACAGUAGUAGUAAUAUAUUAAUAAAUCCAGGACACCCAUUACACCAGAACAUGGUAUCCGAUCGUCGCGCGUUGGUCAAAGCAAUCCGUCAAGGCAAAGAUGCCUCGUGGACCGAGAUGAUAAAUGAAGUAGCUCGCGAUCCAUGGGGAAAACCAUAUAAGAGAGUAAUGAAUCGAUUAAAAGGGAAGACCCCUCUGAUGCGUUUGAAUGAAACUGAAUUCCGAUCCGCCGUGUCUCAGUUAUUCGUGACUAAUCCCCCCGCAGCACCCACAGCCGAGUUAGCCCAUUCACCCACCCCACCACCACCCAGCCCCGCAGCCCAUAAUGCCAGGCCAGCCAGCGGGUCAAUCCGUCCCCCAACCGCCCAAAGCCGGUCGCUUAGCCCCCAGCCCGGCCCCAGCUACUACAACCCAGGCCAGCCCGCCUUUACAGGCUUACCCAUCCCUCAUUCAAUAAACCAACCGGAAGCAACAACUAGUACACGCCCUGCCCAACAAUUCGCGGGACCGUUUCCCGACGCAGUCCAGGAUCCUCGUAUACCUUUCCCAUUCAGCGCCCGUGAUGCAGCCGCAGCCCUUGCCAAGGUAUCCCGAGGGAAAGCACCCGGACGCGACGGAAUAACCGGGGAGGCCCUUCGUCCAAUAUUGAAAUUUGCCCCUGAAUGGGUACGCGAUUUAUUUAACGCAUGCUAUCGGCUAGGAUAUUUCCCAGAUUCCUGGAAGGUUGGCCGAUUGGUCCUCAUUCCCAAGCCCGGGAAGCCCUUCAAUUCAUAUUCAGACCUGCGUCCCCUCUGCAUGCUAUCAAAUCUCGGCAAGGGUUUUGAAUAUGCCCUACGCGAACUUCUGGAAGAGGCUGUUAAAAAUUCCGGAGAUUUAUCCCCUCGGCAAUACGGUUUUCGCAAAAAGCGAUCAACCAUGCAAGCAAUGAAAGUAGUAAUUACCGAAUGGGACCGUGCCCGUAAUUUUGGGAAUCAUUGCCUACUGAUAGGUUUAGAUGUAAAAAACGCAUUUAACACUGUCCGCUGGGAGAAUAUAAUAUUAGCAGCACGCCGUCGCAACUUCCCUCCCCUGUUAAUAGCAAUGCUGCAAAAUUACCUCAGCAACCGAUUCAUAGGCACCACUAUGCCAGAUGGCUCGUGGAUAGAGCAAGAGGUUUUCGCUGGUGUCCCGCAGGGAUCAGUUCUAGGACCCUUCCUAUGGAAUUUAGCUUACGAUUCGAUACUGGAAGUUAUAUUACCUCGUAACGUGACUACCAUCGCCUUCGCGGACGACCUUGCUCUGAUAAUUAUAGCAACCUUAAACGAGAUACGCGAAAUAGCCGAAGAGGCACUCCGAAGACUCGGUGCAUGGUACCUCCAAAACGGAUUAACCCUAGCAACUCAUAAAACCGAGGCCAUCCUCCUGACCGGUCGCAGAAUACCCGCCGGUCUGCUCCUGCAACACGAAUCGUCCGUAAUAAAGACCAUAUCCUCAAUGCGGUACUUAGGCGUGUUAUUCAAUAACAACCGAACAUUCCGUAGCCAUUUGACAAGGGUCACCGAUAGAGCCACCAAGAUAAGCAAAAGGAUAAAAGACAAACAGCGCCUGUACAUGUUGAGCAAUAAGAUGAACAACUAA